CACGCCCCAGGAGCGCCAUCAACCGUUUUAGCAGCCCGGCGCCGCACUGGAGCGCACCGACGGGCAGACACCCCCUUCGGACACCUCGUUGCAAGCGCAGAGCGGCUGAUCGCAGGGCCAGACGGUGGUGGGCAGCGCGGGGACGGCCAUCCCACGGCAGCGCACAGCAGGCGGUUCAAACCAGGCACCGCGGGACAGCGGCCUGGGCGGCUUCCGCGCCAGCGGCCCGGCAGCCAGCCGCGGGAGGCACCAUGGGCGACCAAGUCGUCUACUUGGAAAAGUACAUUGACAGCACCACCUCGCUGCCGGCGGAGCUCAACCGCAUCCUCAACUCCAUCAAGGACCUGGACGAGCGCUCAGACGACCUGGCGGCCCAGAUCCAGGAGAAUGUGGAGAUGGUGCUGAAGAUGCCGCCAGCCUCGGCGGGGGGCCGCAAGGUCGGCGCCGACAGCCAUGAGCUUGUGGCACUGCGGGCGCAGAUUGAGAGCGACCAGCGGCUGCUGAUCCAGUUUGCGGAGGAGAAGGUGCAGCUGGCGGUGCAGGGGUACGACCUUCUGGAGCAGCACCUGACCAACGCUGACGUGGACAUUGUGCACCUGGAGGCAGAGCUGCAAGCGAUGGGCAUGGCGGACAUGGGCGGCGUGUCCAUGGGCGGCCCAGACUAUUCCGGCGGCACCUUUGACGACCCCGCGCCGCCCAAGCGCGCCGCAUCCCGCCUGCGAGACGUCCCCUCCUUUGACUCCAUCGAGCAGGCGGCGCCCGCCGCAGACCCGAAACCCCGGAAAACCACCAUCACGCUCAACCUCUCCCGCCAGAUGUCGGGGUUUGACGCGGCGGCUGCAGCGGGCGAGGCGCAGACGCCGGGAGUAGACUCGCUAGGCAUGGGCGGGGGCAUCCCCAUGAAGCGCCCUCCUGCCACCGUUCCACGCAAGGCCGUCACGCCUGUGCCCCAGGCGGCAGCGCCCGCCAGCGAGGGCUACCAGCGCAACCGGCGGGCGGCGGCGGCCGGCGUGCACGCUGUGGCCGCUGAGGUGGCGGCCAUGGAGGAGGAUGACCUGUCGCCAGCGCAGCAGGUGCGAGGCCCCGGGGCCGGCAUGCAGCCUGGGCAGGUGCAGCAGAUGCAGGGAGGAGCGCACCCCAUGGCCUACUUCCCCUCGUGACCCAUUAAGAAUGGUGCCACCGCCACCGACAGGGCGCCCACUCGCCUGUACCUUUUCAACCCACCCACCCAGCCCUGUUUACACCUGCCAAUCUGGAAGCAGUUGGAGAUUUUUUCAACAAUUGAAAUCGGUUCAAUCGGUCAGUCGGUG
Chlorella variabilis is the source of this 1310-nucleotide messenger RNA. RefSeq lists its product as hypothetical. The transcript is spliced from 7 exons. The record is from RefSeq and is a predicted model, not a curated record. Lineage: Eukaryota; Viridiplantae; Chlorophyta; Trebouxiophyceae; Chlorellales; Chlorellaceae. Gene Ontology annotation, cellular component: nucleus. Bases 252 to 1160 code for a protein of 302 amino acids.